Wallemia mellicola CBS 633.66 is the source of this 5048-nucleotide messenger RNA. Its product is annotated as ATP-dependent protease La. The transcript is spliced from 3 exons. Lineage: Eukaryota; Fungi; Basidiomycota; Wallemiomycetes; Wallemiales; Wallemiaceae. Gene Ontology annotation, molecular function: serine-type endopeptidase activity; ATP-dependent peptidase activity; ATP hydrolysis activity. The record is from RefSeq and is a predicted model, not a curated record. Gene Ontology annotation, biological process: protein catabolic process; mitochondrion organization; chaperone-mediated protein complex assembly. Gene Ontology annotation, cellular component: mitochondrial matrix. The coding region runs from base 10 to 3438 and encodes 1142 amino acids.
CCGAAGAUAAUGCUUAGAUUAACAACUCGGAGAAUACUCAGACGAUCUCACUCAACAUUGUAUAAAGCAAUUCCGAAUAGUCGUCCGCUAUCCACUACACCACAUCUCGGUCCACGCUGGAUUAAUGACAAACCAAGAGCUAGGCUAUCAACCCAAAGGAGAGGCGGCGCACCAGAAUCUAGCGCAUUAGAGAAGAAAGCUGAAUUGUCAGCUGAUGACGCAAAAUCUAAUGAUGCAGCUAGCAGUUCAAACGCUGGUGCCACAAGUGGCGGUAACUCGGGCGGAAACGACAACGAGGAUGACAAUUCAAGCUCUAAUAAAUCUACUUCACUCACAAAGAACACUCCCCCAAGUUAUUUCCCUAGAGUUCUCGCUUUACCGAUAAAUCGCAGACCUUUAUUCCCAGGAUUUUACAAAGCUGUCGUUAUUAAGAACCCACAAGUUGUUUCAGCUAUAAAGGAAAUGAUGCAGCGCGGUCAGCCCUACCUUGGUGCUUUCUUACACAAAGAUCCAGAUAGCGAAUCAGACGUUAUAAAUAGUAUGGAUGAGUGUGAAGACGUCGGUGUAUUUGCUCAAAUUACUUCUGCAUUCCCAACUAGAACGAGUAAAUCUGAUGAUGAUAAAGAGUCUGGUAACAAUAAUAAUAACAAUAACAAUGACCAAGAGGAGAGCUUAACAGCUGUUUUAUAUCCCCACAGAAGAAUCAGAAUUGACGAACUUUAUGCUCCAGGUGUUAAACCACCAAAACCAAGAUUACCAUCAGUUGAAGACGCACGUGACCAACUCCCACAGGAAGUUAAAGAGGCAAGCCCAGAGGAAGAAAAACAACUCGAGGAAGCCCACAAGGAGCGUCGCAAAGCUGAACAAAGUCACCCACUUCAAACUGCAUUCUUGGAACCAUUUAACAUCUCCUUAGUUGAUGUCACGCAUUUAAAGAUCCCACCUGCAACCAAACCACACAGCCAAACUACAAAAGCCUUGAUGUCAGAGUUGAUUAAUGUGUUCAAGGAUAUCGCUCAAUUGAACCCAUUAUUUAGAGAUCAAAUUGCCAACUUUAGCGUAUCACAAUCAGCAUCAAAUAUAUUUGAAGAACCGGACAAGCUUGCUGAUUUCGCAGCUGCGGUUUCUCAAGGUGAAAUCAGUGAAUUACAAGCUGUACUUGAAGCUGAGAACGUUGAAGAUAGACUCGGUAAAGCUCUUGUUGUUCUUAAGAGGGAGCUUAUUAAUGCUCAACUUCAAUCAAAGAUUUCCAGAGAUGUUGAAUCUAAGAUUCAAAAGCGCCAAAGAGAAUUCUACCUCAUGGAGCAACUCAAGGGUAUAAAGAGAGAACUUGGUUUAGAAUCAGAUGGUAAAGAUAAAAUGCUAGAGAAAUUCAAAUCCAAAUCAUCUAGUCUUGCUAUCCCAGAACCUGUUCGUAAAGUUAUAGAUGAAGAGAUUAGCAAAUUGUCAACACUUGAACAAGCAUCAUCUGAAUUCGCAGUUACAAGAAAUUACCUCGAUUGGUUAACUUCCAUUCCAUGGGGACAACACUCAACUGAGAACUUCUCAUUGCCACACGCAACGAAGGUUCUAGAUGAGGAUCACUAUGGUUUGAAAGAUGUUAAAGACCGUAUUUUAGAAUUCCUCGCAGUUGGCAAAUUAAGAGGUUCAGUUGAGGGUAAAAUUAUCUGUUUGGUUGGUCCACCUGGUGUUGGUAAAACAAGUAUUGGAAAGAGUGUUGCAAGAGCGCUUGGAAGACAAUUCUUUAGAUUCAGUGUGGGUGGAUUAACAGACGUUGCCGAAAUCAAAGGUCAUAGACGUACUUACGUUGGUGCCAUGCCUGGAAAGAUCGUUCAAGCUUUGAAGAAGGUUCAAACUGAGAAUCCAUUAGUACUGAUUGAUGAAAUUGAUAAAGUUGGUAAAGGUUACAAUGGUGACCCAUCCUCUGCUUUGUUAGAGAUGUUAGAUCCAGAACAAAACAACCAAUUCCUUGACCAUUAUUUGGACGUUCCACUUGAUUUAAGCAAGGUUCUCUUCGUCUCUACGGCUAACGUUUUGGAUACUGUUCCAGCACCUUUGCUUGAUAGAAUGGAAGUUAUUGAAGUUAGUGGAUACGUAGCCGAUGAAAAGGCUGCAAUCGCUGAAAGAUAUCUCGCCCCUCAAGCUAAGGAAAGCUCUGGAUUGAAGGAUGCAGAUGUAACACUUAGCCCUGAGGCUAUUGAAACUCUCAUUCGUUCAUAUGCUAGAGAAUCUGGUGUUCGUAAUCUCAAGAAGCACAUUGAGAAGAUCUACCGUAAAGCUGCCCUUGGAAUUGUCAAGGACUUAGGUGAAGAAAGCCUUCCUGAAGAUAAAGCACAAGAUCUUGAAAAGACUACUACUAUACCUUCAGAAACUCCAAAACCUAACGAGGUUCAAGCUACAUCAUCAUCAUCAACAACAGCAACUGAACCUACAUCUUCAACAUCGUCAUCCCAACAAUCAUUACAGAAAACUUCUAAAAACAUACUAUCAAAUUUCUUCAGCUCUUCAGCUGAACCUGCUAAAGUUAGUGCAAAAUCGAAUAAUGAAAGCAAGAGUCAAUUAGAAGAUAAUAAGACGCCGGAAGUGUCAAAUAAUGAUCAGUCGCGGAGUAAAGAAAGUACACCAGAAGAAGGUGAAACGACCAGAGUUUCUUCCCAACCUAGAAAACCAUUGGAAAUUCCUUCAACUGUUAGUUUGAAGAUUACACCAGACAAUUUAUCAGAUUAUGUUGGUCCAGCAAUUUAUCAAAAGGAUAGACUUUAUUCACAACUUCCACCUGCUGGUGUAUCAACUGGUUUAGGAUACCUCGGUAAUGGUUCAGGUGCAGUUAUGCCAAUUGAAUCAAGAUUAUAUUCAGGUAAAGGUUCACUCCAAUUAACAGGUAAACUUGGUGAAGUUAUUAGAGAAUCAGCACAAAUCGCUUUAUCAUUUAUAAAAUCAAACGCCAAUCAAUUAGGUUUAGAUAAGGAUGUCUUUAAGGACAGAGAUUUACAUUUACACAUGCCUGAAGGUGCAAUUGGUAAAGAUGGUCCAAGUGCAGGAACAGCAAUUACAACAGCUUUAGUUUCUUUACUUACAGGAUUGAAAGUUGAUCCAGAUCUUGCUAUGACAGGUGAAAUUACAUUAGUUGGACAAAUCUGUGCAGUUGGUGGACUUAGAGAGAAACUUUUAGCUGCUAAACGUGCGGGUGUUAAACGUGUACUCAUACCUCAAGCAUGUAAAGCAGAUGUAGACGCUAAUGUACCACAAUCAGUUAAGGAGGGUCUCGAUUUAGUUUUCGUUGAAGAGUAUAAUGAAGUACUUAAGUAUGCAUUCGGUAGUAGUCACCAUCUCGCUAAACACUGGGAAGAUAACGGUUUGAUGGUUGACAGGAACGUACGUCACAUUCACACUAGCACACCACCUCCAUCAACUUCAAAUGAAAUUAGAGCGCGUUAAAAAGUAAUUUUUUUCUUCAUAUAGUAUAAAUUAACAAGAAAAGAAAGAUGCAUAUUUUGUUUUUCAAAUUAUUUCUCUUAUUAAAGUGUAUUAUUUAGUCUGCUGCUAUAUUUCCACCAUCUAGUGCAGCCAAACAAAGAUUCCGUGGUGUGAAUUUUACAUCAUAAGCUGGACUAUUUUUUGAGUAGAACGUUUCAAGUAGGUCACUAGUUGUACUAUCUGGACGUUCUGUGUUAGCACUAAGAAUAUCCCAACAUCUAAUUGAGCAAUCGGAGGCAGCACUAAUAAGCAUAUUAGAGUUAGCAUCAAAGUUUAAGCUAUUGAUUUGUGCAGUAUGUCCCAACAUUUUCUUUAUACGUCUUCCACUACCUAAAUCCCAAAGACUAAUUGAGAGAUCAUCUGAUGCACUAGCGAGAUAUUUUCCAUCAGGACUGAGUGCGAGAGUUGAAAGUGGUGCUUGAUGACCAAUGAAUAUUCUCACACAUGCACCUCUUUGUACAUCCCAUAAUCUUGCUGUACGAUCAGUUGAACCUGUUGCUAAGUAUAAAGAAUUUGGAUGGAAUUUAACAGUUUCAACAUCACCAAGAUGUCCUGCAAAUAUACGCAAUGCGUUUGGUCUUUCAGCAGACCACAAACGUGCAGUUCUAUCUCUAGAUCCAGUAGCGAAGUAUAUACCAUAAGGCCCCCAUUCACAAUCCCAUACUGGAUCUCUAUGACCCCUGUAUACAGCUAAAUUUGAGUAUGUUUCUAAACUCCAUAAUCUGACUGUUGCAUCUGCAGAACUACUGAUAAGAUGACGUGGUUGAACUGGUGAACCAAAGCUUGGAUCGAAUGAUAAACCAAAUACUGGAGCUGAGUGACCAACGAACUUCAAGUCUUUCGCACCUGUAUCUAAUUUCAAUCUUUUCAUUGAAGAAGGUGGCUUUUCUCUAUCAUAAUCCUCUCUCAAACCCAUAAAUGAUUCACCUUUGAGAUUCCACAAUCGAACUGUUGAAUCAGAUAAUCCACCCGCUAAGAUAGAUGAAUCUGGUGAAAAUGAUGUACAAUUUAAUUGAUCACCAACGUCUUGCAACGUGAAUGCGCAAAUUGAAGGUAAUGUUAUUUUGGCUUUCAUCGUUUCCUCAACUCCAUUGGUAUUUUUCUCCAUUUCAACACCAAGGUUUAUUCUUUUUCUGCUAUCGAAAACCUUCUCGACUUCUCUUCUUACGUCUGCAGUUCUAAAAACAGGUAAAGGUGGAAGAUCAGCCCUGGUAGGUGCAAGUAAAUUGUUACUAUCUCUUAUUUCGCCAGCGGCUGCCGCUUCUUGAUUAGUAUUAGCUUCACCACUCUGCGAUUGAGCCCCUUGUUCAGAUUGUUGCUGCGAUUGUGCUGGUUGUACUGCUGGAGUUUGUUGGUCUAUCUCCAUACCUUCUUCACGGUUUAAAUUGUCGGUUACGGCUACUUGGUGAUCUACUUCGGCUCUCAAACCAUCGUCUAAUGGUGGUAACCCGAGUUUUAACUCUCCAAUGAUAUUGUUGAAACUUUGAGCUGAUUGUGCAAUGGCCAUUCUUUGCCCUGGGACGGUAGGAUAUGUAAUUGUAAGAUCAGAAAUCAAACCGGUAGAUUCUUCG